GAGUGUGACUAGAUCGCAGCAUGUCAGGAAAAUUUUUACUUUGUGCGCUGGCUUGCUGGUGUUCUCUCUCUACUUCGUCGCUUGUGGAGAACCAGACAAGGGAGUUCCUGCAGAAAUUUGAUGAGGAAGCCAGUGCUCUUAUGUACCAGUACUCACUGGCAUCAUGGGCCUACAACACCAACAUCACAAAGGAGAACUCGGAUAAACUGUCAGAAGAGGGUCAAAUUUGGGGCAAGUUCUACACUGAAAGGUCAGAACAGGCUCAGAAAUUCCCCAUUAACGAAAUCAAGGAUCCUCAAAUCAAAUUACAGCUCAUCACUCUACAAGACAAAGGUGCCGGUGCUCUCUCUCCGGAUGAAGCUUCACACCUGAGCAAGAUCAUGAGUGACAUGAGUACAAUCUACAGCACAGCAACUGUGUGCAUGAUGGACGACCCGCUAAACUGUCAGACUUUGGAGCCAGGACUGGAACACGUGAUGUCCACUAGCCACAACUACUCCGAGCUUCUGCACGUGUGGGAGGGAUGGCGGAGAGAGGUGGGCAAGAGGAUGAGGCCACUCUACGAGGACUAUGUGCUUCUGAAGAACCAAGCUGCCAAACUAAAUGGGUUUGAGGACUAUGGAGCUUACUGGAGAUAUAACUAUGAGACUAUUGAUGAGGAAAGUCCAUACGAUUAUACCAGAAAUCAGCUAAUGGAAGAUGUACGCUCCAUCUAUAAACAGAUCCUGCCCUUAUACAAGGAGCUUCAUGCUUAUGUGAGGGCAAAGCUGAUGAAAGUCCACACAGGCCACAUUGAUGAAAAAGGACCUUUGCCAGCCCAUCUCUUGGGUGACAUGUGGGGAAGAUUUUGGACCAACUUGUAUCCUCUGUCAAUGCCCUACCAGGGUGAGAUUGAUGUCAGCAAAACAAUGGUAGAAAAGGGCUGGACUGAGCGGCGACUGUUCGAAGAGGCGGAGAAGUUCUUUAUGUCGGUGGGCCUGUACAAAAUGUUUGACAACUUUUGGACCAACUCCAUGCUGGUGAAACCUGAGGAUGGACGCAAGGUGGUUUGCCAUCCCACAGCAUGGGACAUGGGGAACAGAAAAGACUUUAGGAUCAAAAUGUGCACUCAAGUCAACAUGGAUAACUUUCUGACUGUCCACCAUGAGAUGGGCCACAACCAGUACCAGAUGGCGUACCGAAAACUGCCCUACCUCUUGAGAGACGGGGCCAACGAGGGUUUCCACGAGGCCGUCGGGGAAAUCAUGUCCCUGUCUGCCGCCACACCCAAGCACCUGCAGAGCCUUGGCCUCCUGCCUUCUAACUUCACCUAUGAUAACGAGACAGAGAUUAACUUCCUUCUAAAGCAAGCGCUCACUAUUGUAGCCACUCUGCCUUUCACCUACAUGCUGGAGGAGUGGAGGUGGCAGGUCUUUGCAGGAAAUAUCCCCGAGGAUAAAUGGAUGCAGCGCUGGUGGGAGAUGAAGAGAGAGCUCGUCGGUGUGGUGGAGCCCGUGCCGAGAGAUGAAACUUACUGUGACCCCGCUGCUCUGUUCCACGUUUCUGGAGACUAUUCCUUCAUCCGGUACUUCACAAGAACCAUCUACCAGUUCCAGUUUCAAAAAGCCCUUUGUGAUGCUGCCGGUCACUCCGAUGCCUUGUCUUCAUGUGACAUCACCGGUUCAGCUGUCGCAGGCACCAAACUCAGGAACAUGUUAGAGUCGGGUCGGUCCCAGUCGUGGACCCGAGCUUUACAUACAAUAUCUGGAGAUAUCAAGAUGGAUGCUAAACCACUGCUGGAUUAUUUCCAAAAACUUUACGUGUGGCUGAAGGAGGACAACAUGAAACACAACCGCGUUGUUGGCUGGGAUGCAGCGGUAGAUCCAUAUUCUGAUUAUGCCAUCAAAGUGAGGCUCAGUUUAAAAAUGGCCAUGGGUGAUGAAGCUUAUUCCUGGAACGCCAACGAGCAGUACCUGUUCAAAGCCAGCGUGGCCUACGCUCUGAGACAGUACUACAGCCAAAAGAACACCACCCUCCUCUUCACAGCGGAGAACGUUAUAACUUACAAACAAACGCCCAGGAUUUCCUUCUACAUUGUGGUCACCGAUCCAAAGAAUCCGUCCGUAUAUGUGCCAAAGGAAGAUUUGAAGGCAGCCAUACGACUAUCCCGAGGCCGACUCAACGAUGCUUUCCAACUAGACGACCACACACUGGAGUUUGACGGUAUCCCAGCAACCCUUUCACCUCCCGUGGAGCAACCGGUGGAGGUGUGGCUGGUGGUGUUUGGAGUGAUCAUGGGAGUGGUGGUGCUCAUGGGACUCUUUCUCAUUGUCUCUGGCAUCAAAGACCGCAAAAAGAAGAAUCGGAAAAGCACGGGGGUGGAAAAUCCCUACGAGCCUGAGGCCAAUGGACAGACCAACAGAGCCUAUGAGGACAGUAGUGAUGAACAAACCGGUCUCUGAAGAAUGAUCUGCUUUUUUCCCACCUCCAAUGAAAAUUAAUGCGAGCUCAGCACCAGGCCUCUUUGAAAUAUCAUCAUAUCACAGGUAGAAACUUGACCUUCAGUUAUUUGAUUAUGGAUAAGUUAGGAACAUUCAGCUUUUGGGGAAGUUCAAUUUCCCCGAUUUUGGGGAGUCGUGUUUGUGAAACUAAUAAUGCAGCACUGGACUGUGUUGUAAAAUAUGUACUUAUAUAGCACUAAAACAAAGCCUCACAUACAUUUAAAUAUAUUUUUGUUUCUUUUGUGGACACAAUACCAUUGCUAAGGUUUAUUUAUCAGUGUUAAUAGGUGUAUGAUGUAAAUAAUAAUAUCAUUGAAUUCAUUAU
This is a messenger RNA of Syngnathus typhle (broad-nosed pipefish), 2805 nucleotides long. RefSeq names its product angiotensin I converting enzyme 2 (gene ace2). The transcript is spliced from 18 exons. The coding region runs from base 21 to 2441 and encodes 806 amino acids. Gene Ontology annotation, cellular component: plasma membrane. Gene Ontology annotation, molecular function: metallopeptidase activity; peptidyl-dipeptidase activity. The record is from RefSeq and is a predicted model, not a curated record. NCBI's taxonomy places the organism in Eukaryota, Metazoa, Chordata, Actinopteri, Syngnathiformes, Syngnathidae. Gene Ontology annotation, biological process: proteolysis.